This is a messenger RNA of Ictalurus punctatus (channel catfish), 4160 nucleotides long. It is a transcript of the gene wdr6, whose product is annotated as WD repeat domain 6. The coding region runs from base 387 to 4049 and encodes 1220 amino acids. Gene Ontology annotation, biological process: tRNA methylation. NCBI's taxonomy places the organism in Eukaryota, Metazoa, Chordata, Actinopteri, Siluriformes, Ictaluridae. The transcript has 7 exons. Gene Ontology annotation, cellular component: cytoplasm. Gene Ontology annotation, molecular function: protein binding. The record is from RefSeq and is a predicted model, not a curated record.
ACACAUGAACCGUUUACGUAAAGUGCGUAAGGUUUAUACGUAUGUGCGUGUAUUCUGUGUGUAUGUGUGGAACGCUGCUGCUGUAGUUAUUAGUUAGUAGUGAACAUUCCGUUGAUUUAUUGUGAGUUAAAAAGGCGAGUUAGAAUGAAGGUAGGGUAGUAUGCUAAAUUGGUGUUGGUUAGUGCUCAUAUUGUCAAAGCGGAAGGAAACCGGACAUGUGCGUGCGUGCAUGCACCGAAACACUCUGAAGAUCAUAUGAAGAAAGAGAAACCUUUAUAGUUAUGUGCCUUUGUUUUUGUUUUAUAUAUUUUUCCGAAACCUAUGAGCAUCGACGUCGCUGAAGAAACAAGUGGCAUGUAAGAACAUAUCCGUAAUUUUUCUAUGAGAUGGCAGCAUCAGAGAAUUUGGCUGUCCUACAGAGCUCUGUGCUUGUUGCCCCUGUUACUGCUCUGGAGUUUCUUGGAGAUGAGUGGUUGUUGACAGGUGAAGGACCCAUCCUCUCCAUCUUCUGUCUCCAAUCUGCACCUACACAAUGUGCUUCACUGAGUGUUCUGCAUAACUACCGUAUCCAUGGAAUACAGCCCAAGCUGCUAAAUAACGAUGGUCAUGUCACUGUUCCUGAUUUGGUAGAACUAGUCAUUUUUGGCGGGAAAGCAGUGCGUCUUAUUAACAUCAGGCCUCGUGACCUUAGUUUGGAGGUGGCUGGUCCUCUGUUGGAGCUGCAGGAUUGGGUUCUGGAUGUUUCUUGGCUAAGAGGAGAGACCGGGUCAUUACUAGGCAUAUGUCUGGCUCACAACUCUGUGCUGCUUUUAGAGCCACAAUCUGGAAACAUCUUGUCCCUCUGCUCCUGUGCAGAGGUGUGUCUUCUGUACUCUGCACUUCUGAUUGGUUCACACUGGGAAACAACAGUUCUGGUAGGGGGGACUGUUUUCAACCAGCUGGUCCUGUGGAGACCUGGAGGGACCAAAAGAGACAGCCAGGCCCAGGUAGAGAGACGCCUGCUGGGGCACAGUGGUGUGAUUUUCAGCCUGUGCUACCUCGAGAGCUCCAGAUGGUUGGCUUCUGCCUCAGACGAUCGUAGCGUUCGUGUCUGGAACGUUGGCGUACUGGGUGCAGAUGGAGGGUGCGGAGUAGAAUCACCUUCCUGUCUGCGAGUUCUCUAUGGGCACCAGGCUCGUGUCUUUUGUGUCAGGCUCUCACCUGGCUGUGUGUUCAGUGCUGGGGAGGACGGUGCCUGCCUACUGUGGGAGUGGGAAGGGAAUGGUAGAGUGGGUCGAACAUUAAAAGGUCAUAGAUCUGGUGGCAUCAGAGCACUAGCAGUUAGUAAAGGGGGUGGAUGGGUGGCUACAGGAGGGGCUGAUGGAGGAAUACGGGCAUGGAGAGUUUUGGAGGGAGCCGGACAGGUGAAGCAAAGCCAAGAGGGAGAUGGCCAGAUAGAUUUGGGGUUCAGUGGGCGAGGUUGUCCUAAAGUUGUGCAUUCAGUGGGAGGCCACGAUGCUGUGCUUGUUUGCACUGAUCAAGGAGAAGUAUUUUUGCAUCAGGAUGAAUCAUGGCAGACAGUUUGGAAUGGUGGUCCAGAAUUUCAGUCCUACUGUGUGAUGGAAGUAGCAGAUGUCCAAUUUCAGGAUGCCUCUUUGUGUAUGUGUGCAGUAGGUAAUAUUAAUGGAGGGGUUCAGGUGUUCGCUUUACACCAUCCGAAUUCAGGUGUAUUACUGCAAGCAGGCCAGGGGAAGGUUCACACUUUGCAAUGGGUCAAAGGGGAUCAUUUGUAUCUGUUGGCUUCUGGUGCUGAAGGAUUGGUAUAUAGAUGGACAGUAGAGGUGGAGGCGGAUGAAACGGGCCUAUGUUUAAUAUUGGAGGAGCUAAAGUCUUUCCUGUUGCCACCAUGUGCCAAGAGAUGGCUAACUGCUGCAAUCAGUUUGCCACAUGGAAAGGGAUCACUGUGGGUGUGUGGAGACCGCCGUGGUUCACUUUCGCUCUACAGAGAAAGGGAAUUAUGUGGUGAGAGUGAAGUGACUAGUGAGAACAGAGAAGAAGAGAGUGAGGAAGAGCAAGGAGUUUGGAAGGAUGAGAACAGAUGGUCUGAGAGUGCUGCGAAUAACACUGCUGCUCCCAUUUCCCCUGUCAACACACUGUUCGGUGUCCAUGGGAAGCAAGGCGUGACAAGUGUAUGCGAGCAUCAGGGUUUGUUUUAUAGCACCGGUCGGGAUGGGUGUGUGCGGGUUCUGACAUUACACAGGCAUACUCUAAAGGUACGGCGUGUUCAUCGUACCAGCAAAGGAAUGGAGUGGUUGGAAAAGGUCCUCUUCCUGGGUUCUGAUAUAUCUGAUGUGUUUGAGGUCAAUAAGAGAAGCAAACAGGAUGACAGUGAGGAGGAAGAGAGGAGUAUAACAGAAAGAGUGCUAGAGAAUGGAGGAGUUACCAGAAAAGAGAGAGAUGUAUUAAACGAAGAAGCAGAAUUGAUGAAGUCCAUGGGAAACAUAUCCGAAGAUGGUGGGCGUGAAAGUGUUGCUGAGGCCCAUUUUGUAAUGGUUGGCUUUCACGGUAUCCAGUUUCUUUUGUGGGAUCCAUUGAGACAAGAAAAAAUUUUCUCAGUGGCAUGUGGAGGAGGACACAGGUCCUGGGCCUACAUUCCCCCUUCUCGCACUCAAACACUCGCAUCCUCUCACAGCCUCGGACAAGGUACUCUGAUCUUCAUCAGGCAAGGAUCUGUCAUGGCAUCUCAUUCCUUGACUUCCACAGCAACCCAUGUGAAGGGACACAUACUGAAGGAAGGACUUCAUGGCCGAGGCCUGAGUUGCAUUCGCCACCUUGGUAGUGUUUCCAGAGGAGGAGCAUCAUCUGAGGAAUGGGAGGUGCUAGUUACUGGUGGCGAGGACACCACAGUGACAGUGCUUGCGGUUGAACCUAGGCAUGGCACGGUGAAAGUGCUCACUGUUUUAGCUGACCACAUCUCAAACGUUCGGACACUGACUGCGGUCCGAAGAGAACCGAGACAAGAAGGCAAUAGUGACAGGAGGACAAAUACAUCAUCUUUGUUCUCAACACUGCUCUUUUCUGCUGGUGGGAGGGCUCAACUGCAGUGCUACCGGCUCCUGAUUGGCUGGGAUGAACAGGUGAACUGGCCUGUUUGUCAGGUGACUCAGAUUGCUGGUCACAGAUUGGAUGAGCAAUGGGAGAGAAGACGGAAUCGCCACAAGACUGUAAAAAUGGACCCUGAGACAAGGUACAUGUCAAUGGCUGUGGUGCAUGAAAGCGUAGAGGAGAUUCUCCUGGCACUCGCCUGCAGCGAUGGAGCAGUAAGGCUUUUCACUGUGGGAGAGGACAGCAGGAAGGUUGAGCUACUCUGGGAGAAUUUUUAUCAUCAGCGGUGUGUGCUCAGUCUUGCCUCUUAUAGCCUUGAAGACCCACAGGGCAAGCAGCAUGUGUUGUUGUUUAGCGGGACUACAGAUGGUGCUGUAGCUCUGUGGGAUCUGACUACAGUGUUGGACAGUAAAUCCAAGGACAGCUGGCACGGUCCAUCUUCCCCUUGCUUCUCUCUCCCUGUUCAUCAAAGUGGAGUAAACACCCUUGUAAUAUCUAACGAAGUGGGACAAAUGGACAAAGACGUUAUCACUGUGGCUAGUGGUGGAGAUGACGGACAGCUGUCGGUAAUGAAGAUUCGAGUGCUACUCCGUCAAAAGGUCGUGUUUCCAGAGCUGCUCUCUCAUUGGACAGUAGCGUUAGCACACUCUGCCCCUCUAACAGCCCUGAGCAUGCUUAAUUGUGCAACACUGGUGUCCACAUCUCCAGAUCAGCGCGUGUGUGUGUGGCGUGUGUGUGGCAACGGACUUCGGCACAAAGUGACAAUGUUCUCACACACUGCAGAUGCUGCAGGACUGUGGGCAUGGCACAAGAAAGGCUCAGAAUUACAGAGUGGAGACUAUGUGGUGGUUUGUGGACAGGGCUUGCAGCUCUUGAAGUUAACGGAGGGGAAAGACCCAGAGAGUAUAAGAAAAGAAAAGGAACGACAGAAAGUGAUAUUUGCAGACCGUUUUGUCAGAGUUUAGGCUGCUACAAUAUUAAUUACUUCAUUCAGAGGACUGACCAAAGCAAGCACAGACUGAAUUUGACUGUACCUUUUGAACAUUCAAAAUAAAAGGCAUUUUAAUUUAUGAUAA